CUUGUUGACGUAGGCCCGGAGGCACUGACAUUCCUCAUGAUCAAGGCUUGGAGGCCACCCUGUCGCACAUGGAAGUUCCACGUCCCAGUUCCACGCCCCAACCACCUCCUCGCCGCUCGCCACAUGUCGCACCUGCCGCCUUGACUUGCCCCCAACCGGUCGGUGCCCGCCUGGAAGCUCGUCGGAGCUUGCCCGUGGAAGACCGGACGCCGGUGCCCACCGCGCUGGAAGGGGCUCUUCACGUUCCGCCGAUGACGGUGAUUCAAGUUUAUCAGAUCUCGGGGAACUUGGUGACGACCUUAGACGCCAUAGCUCUGCAGCAGCUGGUGGCUACAGGGAAGGAUUCUGUGAAGGCGCUGAAGGAGCAGCUGGCGAAGGAGUUCUUCUUUGGUGUCUCCAUCUACAGGCUGAAGCUGGUCUAUCAAGGAAUGGUGCUGGAGAAUGAUCGGACCUUGACAUCGUUGGCAUCGGGUGUGGAGCACGUGGAGCUCCUCUUGACCGUGCUGAGUUUCACCGUGCCACGCCCGGAGCAAAGCGAUGCCUUUCUGCGGGCCGUGCAAACUUCGGAGGUGUCGGAGAUGGAGAAAUAUCUGCAGCUGCCGAUCAAUCCGAAUGAAGUCAUGGACUCGGACCUGCUUCAUGAGCACGAUGAACAAGACUGGCACCCGGUGCUGUGGCAUGCUUCGGCGGGUGGGAAUCUGGAGGCGGUCAGGAUCUUGCUUGAAGCUGGAGCGGAGAAGGAAGCCGUCUCGUCCGACUGCUUGGAAUCUCCUCUGGGCACCGCCAGCCGCUUGGGCCACGUCGAGAUCGUGGAGAUGCUGCUUCAAGCGGGUGCUGAUCGGGAACGGUCGACGGAGAUGGGUCUCUCUCCCCUGCAGGCGGCCAGUAGCCAUGGGCAUUUGAAGGUGGCACAGGUUUUGAUUCAAGCCAAAGCCCAGAUGAACCGAGAAGAUACCAAUGGCAGCACACCUCUUCUGAGUGCCUGCAGCGGGCUGCAUUGGGAGCUUGCACGGCUUCUGAUUGAGGCACGGGCGAAUGUGGAUCAGGAAGAUCAUUUUGGUGACGCGCCCUUGCGCUUGGCCUGUCGAUAUGGCACAGCUGAAACGGUGGAGAUGCUUUUGAAGGCAGGUGUGGAUCUGGAAAGCGCCAACUCCGAGGCCCAAACGCCCUUGUGGAUCGCUUGCUGGUUCGCUCGUUGGGACGUGGCAAAGCUCUUGCUGCAGCACCGCGCGGACGCGAAGCGCACCGAUCAGAGGUGCCGAUCGCCCCUGUGGAUUGCGGCCUGGUGGGGCCACGUGGAUAUGACGCAGCUGUUGAUCCAAGCAGGGGCUGAAACCAAUGGGGUCACCCAUGAAGGUGAUACAGCACUGUUGAUGGCUUCUCAGUGGGGCUGCUUGGAGAUUGCGGGGCUUCUGAUUGAGGCCAAAGCGGAGUUAGAGAAACCGGAUCUCUUCGGUCGUACCCCCUUACACGCUGCUGCACAAUACGGCCAUCUGGACGUGGCAGCACUGCUCAUCGCCAAGGGGGCUGAUUUGAAGACGUGCAAUCUGAAGGGUCACACAUCUCUUCACAUCGCCUUUGAUUGGCGUCAGUAUGACAUGGUGAAGCUCCUCAUUGAGAAAGCAGCCAAUGUACAGCGGGCGGAUCAGAUAGGAAGGACCCCCCUGAUGAUGGCAUCCGGCGGAGAUGAUUUGGAGAUUGCGGAACUGCUCCUCAAGGCGAAAGCAGAGGCCAGUGCAGCAGCCAAUGUGGAUGGAUUUACUCCUGUAUGGAUUGCUUGCUGUGAAGGUCACGUGCGAAUGCUUCAACUCCUUCUCGAGGCCCGUGCCGAUGUGAAUCGGCCCAUCUUCAGUGGUGAAACGCCCUUGUUCGUGGCUUGCUGCGAAGACAAAGUACCCGCCGCCCGGAUGCUGAUCGAGGCGAGGGCCGAUCUCAAUCAGGCCGAUCUGCUGGAACAAACGCCCCUGUUGAUCGCCUGCCUCCACGGCGGGCCGCAGAUCGUCCAGCUGCUCAUCAAAGCGGGUGCUGACACAGCUUUGGCCAACCUUAGAGGGCAAACGCCACUCUUCGUCGCUUGUAGAGCUGGAAGAUUGGAGACGGUGCAAUUUCUGAUUGAUGCAGCUGCUGAUAUGGAGAGGCCCAGCUUUCGCGGCACCACACCUCUCUGCGCAGCGUGUCUCAACAGCCAUGUGGAAGUGGUGCGCUUGCUGUUGGAGCGGGGCUGCCACAGCGAUCGCCCUGCUCUGCCGGAGGAGUUGCCGCGGAGGUUGGAGCUCCUCCAGGUCUUCGACGCGGGCGUCAAGCGGCGGCGCUGGGCCUAGUGAUCGGAGACUGGGCUUAGUGAUCGGAUGUUCUUUUGGAGCCGCAAAUGGGUAUCCUCUAAGGGACAUGUAGCACAGUACCCAGCGGCAACGUCUUUUUUCGAGAUGUCAGCGACAAGCUGUCCUGUGGUCGUUCCACACGAAGCAGAAGCAGCUGACAUGAGAUGCGCCAUCCGGAAUCCGGAAAAGUGGCUCCCUGCUGCGUGUCCGGAGUGUCGUCCGGGUAUUUGGAGAAAAAACAUACGAGGAACCGAGGAACCAGUACCUGGCACCAGGGUGAGAUUGACAC
Messenger RNA from Durusdinium trenchii, 2610 nucleotides. Lineage: Eukaryota; Dinophyceae; Suessiales; Symbiodiniaceae. The record is from the annotation of a GenBank genome assembly.